AUGGAAUCUGAGUCUGAGCCUCGUUCUCGAAACACGUCUUCUGCAGCUCCUCCACCUCCACCUUCUAGAAAGGUGCACACAACUGGUGACGCUAAAGUCAACAGAAGAGACCUUCACUCAGGAACAUUCCACAACCUUCCUCCAGCUCGGGAGCUGAUGAUUCAACCACGUAUCCCCCAUGAUGAGGCCGGCACCAGAACUUCAUUGGUGAGUCAACAUACAGGCAAUUCAUUUUUCAGGCAUGACAACCAGUUCAAGCAUUUCGGGUCGAGCCAGCAGUUGGUCAGUGAGGGUCUUCACACUUCAGUCGCUGAAAUCAUCAAUGCCACAUUCAAGACAGGUGAAGUGGCAAAGUCACAAGUUUUAGGCGAGGUAGCUUUUAACUACAACUCUGUGGCUCUGCCACAGCAACUUCAGGAAAUUUCCAUCCCAGUUUCGUUCAACAAGUUUUUGUUGAAUGAACAAUUCAUGCGUCAAGUUGACGAAAGGAAGUAUACUUUGGAUCUCUCGCGGAUUGCGUCGCGUACUUUGGGCGGUCUCAAAUACAUCUUGAACAUCGAUGGAAGCAAAGUUCCUGUAUUGGUUAGACAAAUUUGGAAAUUCGAACCACAUCAGGCAAGUCUCAUAAUCAAGCUCUCUCACAACCCAUCGUUCGGUCAGCAAGUUCAGCUCGAUGGCUUGGUGAUCUCUGCAUCUUUAGAUCAAAACUCAGAGUCAACUUCGGCCUCGUCGAAGCCUGAAGGAACCUACAAUAAAGACAAAAAUAGGAUUACUUGGAGGUACACGAAACCACUCAUCUUGGGUAACGGUGUGAAUGAGGAGAAGUUGAUUGCAAGAUUCAUGACUAACGGACAAGCCGCCGAGGCACCUACUGGGGUUCAACUCAAGUUUAACGUAAUCAAUUCACCCACGGCAUAUGUACCGAUCGAGGACAGUUUUGGCACCAGUAUACCCAGCUACAGAAGCUUAACUACUGGAAGUUACAUUUCUCAUGCCUAA
Molecule: messenger RNA, 999 nt
Organism: Candidozyma auris
Lineage: Eukaryota; Fungi; Ascomycota; Pichiomycetes; Serinales; Metschnikowiaceae
Exons: 2
Coding region: 1-999 (332 amino acids)
Source: RefSeq, a predicted model, not a curated record